UCUGCGCCGUAAUUUGCAGUCAAUAAAAUUGCGCCCGUUCGGCGUUUGGGGCGAGCAACAUGGCGGCCUCCAUGCUGGGUUGUUUGCUUCGGACCGUACGGCAGAUGGUUCCUUCAUCAGCUUCAGGCCAAGUUCGAGGUUAUUACGUAGACUGGAAAAUGCUGCGUGACGUCAAGAGACGAAAACUUGCCUAUGAAUAUGCAGAUGAGAGGCUUCGAAUCAAUUCCCUCAGGAAGAAUACCAUUUUGCCGAAAGACCUUCAGGAAGUGGCCGAUGGAGAAAUUGCUGCCCUUCCCCGGGAUAGCUGUCCUGUUAGAAUCCGAAAUCGGUGUGUUAUGACGUCCCGUCCACGUGGUGUAAAGCGGCGCUGGAGGCUCAGUCGUAUUGUCUUCCGUCACUUGGCAGACCACGGGCAACUGUCGGGGGUUCAGCGGGCAAUGUGGUGAUCCGCUCCGGACCCACUGGGCAGUUCCGGCAAGAAGAGACUUCUAACAGACAAAACCCUGGCUUCAUAGGGGUCGAGUCUGCCUGAUGUUGCCUACAUCUAAAUUACUUUUUAAUUUUCAAUGAAGAAAUUGGGUUGUUUCAUUCUGUCAGUGAACUCAGGCUGUCUGUGAAUUCUCUUUUUUCUUGGACUUAAAAAUUAAACAUACUAUUUCCAUGCAUAGUACAAGGAGUAGAGUAAUAAAUAUUCUGUGAAAAUAUUC
This is a messenger RNA of Hyaena hyaena (striped hyena), 707 nucleotides long. RefSeq names its product mitochondrial ribosomal protein S14 (gene MRPS14). Gene Ontology annotation, cellular component: mitochondrial small ribosomal subunit; ribosome. Gene Ontology annotation, molecular function: structural constituent of ribosome. NCBI's taxonomy places the organism in Eukaryota, Metazoa, Chordata, Mammalia, Carnivora, Hyaenidae. The coding region runs from base 60 to 446 and encodes 128 amino acids. The record is from RefSeq and is a predicted model, not a curated record. The transcript is spliced from 3 exons. Gene Ontology annotation, biological process: translation.